Molecule: messenger RNA, 631 nt
Organism: Protobothrops mucrosquamatus (brown spotted pit viper)
Lineage: Eukaryota; Metazoa; Chordata; Lepidosauria; Squamata; Viperidae
Product: centrosomal protein of 295 kDa
Exons: 6
Coding region: 98-631 (177 amino acids)
Biological process (GO): regulation of centriole replication
Cellular component (GO): centrosome; centriole; cytosol
Source: RefSeq, a predicted model, not a curated record
GUCGGCGGAAGCGGCUUAGCAGAAGCUGUUUGAAGAGAUGCCCCUGAGGGCGAAGGAAGAGUGUGGGGUUUGCAUUGAAUAGUAAUUGUAACCAACAAUGAGAAGAAAAGUGGCAGGAAGACUUAGGCUUAGUCCUAAUGAAGAAGCUCAGCUGUUGAAAGAAGAACACGAAAGAAGAAGAAAAUUAAGGCUGCAACAGGUCAGGGAACAGGAGCGGAAUAUUGCUUUGCAGAUAAGGCAAGAUGUUAAGCAGCGAAGAGAUGAACACCUGAAGCAGUUGGCCGAAGAACUGGCGGCAGAAUGGCAGAAAACGCAGGAUGAGAAAAUUAAAGCUCUGGAAAAUCUAUACCUGUCAAGUUUAAGAGCCAUAGGAGAAGGGCACAAAGAGGCAAAGGAAAAUGAGCCUGAUUUGGAGGCACUGGCAAAGCAAGCAGAAGAAAGGAAAGAAACAGCAAAAAAGAGGUAUAAGGAAGCACUGAAAAAACAGAAAAGUCAGAAGGAGAAAUUCCUGAGAGAACAAACCAGGCGAGCCAAUGCACGAAAGCAUGCAUUUGAGGUAGAAAAAGAAAGAGCGGCUAGAGUUGCGAACCUGCCUCCUCCUCCCCCCCACCCUUUUGAAUAUGAGUGUUGA